GAACUGCGGGGCGCGCGCCGGGGCGGGAGUGGGCUUCGGGCUGGUGGAGGCUGCUCUCGCAGCCCUGGAGCGCCGGGACAGCACAUGAUUUGGGAGUUAAAAUUUGUGACAUGGAUGAAUCUGCACUGACCCUUGGUACACUAGAUGUUUCUUACCUGCCAAAUUCAUCAGAAUACAGUGUUGGUCGAUGUAAGCAUGCAAGCGAAGAAUGGGGUGAGUGUGGCUUUAGACCUACUGUCUUCAGGUCUGCAACCUUAAAGUGGAAAGAAGGCCUAAUGAGCCGGAAGAGACCAUUUGUUGGAAGAUGUUGUUAUUCCUGUACUCCUCAGAGCUGGGAUAAGUUUUUCAACCCCAGUAUCCCAUCUUUGGGUUUGCGGAAUGUUAUUUAUAUCAAUGAAACUCACACAAGGCACCGAGGAUGGCUUGCAAGGCGCCUUUCUUAUGUGCUUUUUGUUCAAGAGAGAGACGUCCAUAAAGGCAUGUUUGCCACUAACGUGGCAGAGAAUGUCCUGAACAGCAGUAGAGUACAAGAGGCAAUUGCAGAAGUAGCUGCUGAAUUAAACACUGAUGGUUCUGCUCAGCAGCAAGCAAAAGCCAUCACUAAAGUGAAGAAGAAAGCCAAAAAGAUCCUUCAAGAAAUGGUUGCUACCGUCUCACCGGCAAUGAUCAGACUGACUGGAUGGGUACUGCUAAAAUUGUUCAACAGCUUCUUUUGGAACAUUCAGAUUCACAAGGGUCAACUUGAGAUGGUGAAAGCUGCAACUGAGACGAAUUUGCCACUUAUAUUUCUGCCAGUUCAUAGAUCUCAUAUUGACUAUCUGCUGCUCACUUUCAUCCUCUUCUGCCAUAACAUUAAAGCCCCAUACAUUGCUUCAGGCAAUAAUCUCAACAUCCCCAUCUUCAGUACGCUGAUCCAUAACCUCGGGGGCUUUUUCAUACGACGGAGGCUAGAUGAAACACCGGAUGGAAGGAAAGAUAUUCUCUACAGAGCUUUGCUCCACGGGCAUAUAGUUGAACUACUUCGGCAGCAGCAGUUCUUGGAGAUUUUCCUGGAAGGAACACGCUCUAGAAGUGGAAAGAUCUCUUGUGCUCGGGCAGGACUUUUGUCCGUGGUGGUGGAUACUCUGUCUACCAAUACCAUCCCAGACAUCUUGAUAAUACCUGUUGGAAUCUCCUAUGAUCGCAUCAUUGAAGGUCACUACAAUGGCGAACAGCUGGGAAAACCCAAGAAGAAUGAGAGCCUCUGGAGCGUAGCUAGAGGUGUGGUCAGGAUGUUACGGAAAAACUAUGGGUGUGUCAGAGUGGAUUUUGCACAACCUUUUUCCUUAAAGGAAUAUUUAGAAAGCCAAAGUCAGAAGCCUGUGUCUGCUCCACUGUCUCUGGAACAAGCAUUACUACCAGCUAUCCUUCCUUCAAGACCCAAUGAUGCUGCUGCUGCUGAAGAAACAGACCCAUCAGUUAAUGAGCCCAGAAAUGCAGCUGAUGAGUCCUUCCGGAGAAGACUGAUUGCAAAUCUGGCUGAGCACAUUCUCUUCACUGCUAGCAAAUCUUGUGCCAUCAUGUCGACGCACAUCGUGGCCUGCCUGCUCCUCUACAGACACAGGCAGGGAAUUGAUCUUUCCACAUUGGUAGAGGACUUCUUUGUGAUGAAGGAGGAAGUCCUGGCUCGUGACUUUGACCUGGGCUUCUCAGGAAAUUCCGAGGAUGUGGUCAUGCACGCCAUCCAGCUGCUGGGGAACUGCGUCACCAUCACCCAUACCAGCAGGAACGACGAAUUCUUCAUCACUCCCAGCACAACAGUCCCGUCAGUCUUUGAGCUCAAUUUCUACAGCAACGGGGUGCUCCAUGUUUUUAUCAUGGAGGCCAUCAUAGCCUGCAGCCUCUAUGCAGUUCAGAACAAGAGGGGCCCAGGAGGGCCUGCUUCUCUGUCCCCCAACUUGAUCAGCCAGGAGCAGCUGGUGCGGAAAGCAGCCAGUCUGUGCUACCUGCUCUCUCAUGAAGGCACCGUGUCUCUCCCCUGCCAGACAUUUUACCAAGUUUGCCAUGAAGCUGUAGGAAGGUUUAUCCAGUAUGGCAUUCUCACAGUGGCUGAGCAAGAUGAACAGGAAGAUAUCAGUCCUGGCGUUGCUGAACAGCAGUGGGACAAGAAGCUUCCAGAACCUCUAUCUUGGAGAAGUGAUGAAGAAGAUGAAGACAGUGAUUUUGGUGAGGAGCAGCGAGAUUGCUUUCUGAAGGUGAGCCAGUCCAAGGAACACCAGCAGUUCAUCACCUUCCUGCAGAGGCUCCUUGGGCCGUUGCUGGAGGCCUAUAGCUCUGCUGCCAUCUUCAUGCACAACUUCAGUGGUCCCGUUCCGGAGCCUGAGUAUCUGCAGAAGCUGCACAAAUACCUGAUAACCAGAACAGAAAGGAGCGUUGCGGUGUAUGCUGAGAGUGCCACCUAUUGUCUUGUGAAGAAUGCUGUGAAAAUGUUUAAGGACAUUGGGGUUUUCAAAGAGACCAAACAAAAGAGAGUGUCUGUUUUAGAACUCAGCAGCACUUUUCUACCUCAGUGCAACCGGCAGAAGCUCCUGGAGUAUAUUCUGAGUUUCGUGGUGCUGUAGGGAGCUCCGGCACCGCAGGCAAGUGAGGGCAGGAUGAGUCCCUCGUAGGCGCCAGCCUCUGGCUUGAGAGAUGAAGGUGCCGUCUUGGGGUCAGACAAGCUGACCUGAUGUGACCUCCUGGAAGACAAGUGCCUUCACCCCUCUGUGGAUCUGUGAUCAUCCCAGCUCUUUGAUGACACGGUAGCCUACAGAUAACACUUCGGGGCCCCUCGGCUGCCAUUUGCAAUCAUAGUAGUAGAUGACAGAAUGAAAUUUCAAAAAAUUAUUUUGGAGUUCAUUAAAGACUCAAAUUUUAA
Condylura cristata (star-nosed mole) is the source of this 2896-nucleotide messenger RNA. It is a transcript of the gene GPAM, whose product is annotated as glycerol-3-phosphate acyltransferase, mitochondrial. Gene Ontology annotation, molecular function: glycerol-3-phosphate O-acyltransferase activity. Bases 111 to 2600 code for a protein of 829 amino acids. Gene Ontology annotation, biological process: phospholipid biosynthetic process. The transcript has 21 exons. NCBI's taxonomy places the organism in Eukaryota, Metazoa, Chordata, Mammalia, Eulipotyphla, Talpidae. Gene Ontology annotation, cellular component: mitochondrial membrane; plasma membrane. The record is from RefSeq and is a predicted model, not a curated record.